This is a messenger RNA of Micropterus dolomieu (smallmouth bass), 725 nucleotides long. RefSeq lists its product as uncharacterized. The transcript has 5 exons. NCBI's taxonomy places the organism in Eukaryota, Metazoa, Chordata, Actinopteri, Centrarchiformes, Centrarchidae. The record is from RefSeq and is a predicted model, not a curated record. The annotation marks the transcript as partial.
AUUCCUUUUCUGAGAUGAGAGCACAAGAUCUUCUUCCACCAACACUGACAGUGAAUCCAUCAGUGAUCACAGAGACAGGCUCAGUCACACUGAACUGUCAGACUCCAUCAUCUGUUUCUAUGUCUGAGUGUUAUUUCCGCACUGUAAGAGGAGGACCUGCCAAAAGGUUCUCUUGUCUGCAGACACUGACAGGAACCGAACUGCUGAAGAUAACAAAUCAAAGUUCACCUGCUGAGGUUAAAGUGACAUGUUUUUACCUUUACGUCUCUUCAUCUCCUGACAGUGACGUGUCCUCCAUCAUCGUCAGAACGUCUCUUCCGCCCAAACUGACAGUGAAUCCACCGAUAAUCACAGAGACAGAGUCAGUCACAAUGAACUGUCAGACUCCAUCCUCUGUUUCUGAGUCUCAGUGUUUUUUCUACACUUUAAGUGGAGGAACUGUCAGUGACUCCUCUUGUCUGAAGACACUGACAGGAACUGAGCUGCUGAAGAUGGCAAAUCAGAGUUCACCUGCUGAGGUUAAAGUGUUGUGUUUUUACACUGUAAAGCUUGGAGAGUUAGAUUCUCCAUCUCCACACAGUGACACAUCCUCCAUCACCAUACACAGUUCCAGUGUUCGCACACCUAGCACUAAAGAUAGCCCUUUUCCUGUAAGCACUCCGAAUAAAGCUUCAGAGCUUCUCGAUGUUAGAGAGGGAUACCCCUGCUCUGAUGAUAUGUGGUAG